Molecule: messenger RNA, 1119 nt
Organism: Strongylus vulgaris
Lineage: Eukaryota; Metazoa; Nematoda; Chromadorea; Rhabditida; Strongylidae
Source: the annotation of a GenBank genome assembly
UUGCGUGAUAUUUGCGCAGCUGUACCUGAACUGGAUUAUAUCUGCAUCGACGUUGCGAAUGGAUAUUCUGAGUAUUUUAUUGAAUUCAUUCGUAAAGUUCGUGAAGAAUUCCCGAGACAUACAGUGUUGGCGGGAAAUGUGGUGACUGGAGAAAUUGUCGAAGAAUUGCUUCUCACUGGUGCUGACAUUGUAAAGGUGGGUAUUGGACCAGGAUCUGUUUGCACUACGCGAAAGAAGGCUGGUGUUGGUUACCCGCAGUUAAGCGCUACUAUGGAAUGCGCUGAUGCAGCACACGGCUUAAACGGCCAUGUAAUUAGUGAUGGUGGUUGCACGAAUCCCGGUGAUGUUGCCAAAGCUUUUGGUGGAGGAGCCGACUUCGUAAUGAUUGGAGGUCUCUUCGCUGGACAUGAUCAAAGUGGUGGAGAAGUUAUCGAAAAAGACGGACGAUUGCGUGAUAUUUGCGCAGCCGUACCAGAACUGGAUUAUAUCUGCAUCGAUGUCGCGAAUGGAUAUUCUGAGCAUUUUAUUGAAUUCAUUCGUAGAGUUCGUGAAGAAUUCCCGAGGCAUACAGUGUUGGCGGGAAAUGUGGUAACUGGAGAAAUUGUCGAAGAAUUGCUUCUCACUGGUGCUGACAUUGUAAAGGUGGGCAUUGGACCAGGAUCUGUGUGCACUACGCGAAAGAAGGCCGGUGUUGGAUACCCGCAGUUAAGCGCUACUAUGGAAUGCGCUGAUGCAGCACACGGCUUAAACGGCCAUGUAAUUAGUGAUGGUGGUUGCACGAAUCCCGGUGAUGUUGCCAAAGCUUUUGGUGGAGGAGCCGACUUCGUAAUGAUUGGAGGUCUCUUCGCUGGGCACGAUCAAAGUGGUGGAGAAGUUAUCGAAAAAGACGGACGAAAGUUCAAACUUUUCUACGGAAUGAGUUCGGAUACUGCGAUGACCAAACAUCAGGGAAGUGUUGCAGAGUACAGAUCAAGCGAAGGGAAAACUAUAACGAUACCUUAUAGAGGUGAUGUAAAUGCUACAGUGCAAGAUAUUUUGGGUGGUCUCCGUUCCGCUUGCACCUACACUGGAGCUGCAAAACUAAAGGUCAGCUACUGUUUACCGAAAGAGCUCAACUAA